Crotalus tigris (Tiger rattlesnake) is the source of this 2982-nucleotide messenger RNA. RefSeq names its product vomeronasal type-2 receptor 26-like. Gene Ontology annotation, biological process: G protein-coupled receptor signaling pathway. The transcript is spliced from 8 exons. The record is from RefSeq and is a predicted model, not a curated record. Gene Ontology annotation, molecular function: G protein-coupled receptor activity. The coding region runs from base 1 to 2982 and encodes 993 amino acids. Gene Ontology annotation, cellular component: membrane. Lineage: Eukaryota; Metazoa; Chordata; Lepidosauria; Squamata; Viperidae.
AUGGCAGUCCAAGUCAUUGCUGUUCCUCCAAGGCCCCAGAGUGCCGAUCAUGAUGCAAGAGCCCCAGCCACCAGAAAAGCCCUGGUCAGUGUUGGUUGUCAUGAUCUCUCGAAAGGCACCACCACCGUGAUGGUUCCAGGAGAAGCUGAUCUUCCUUACUCAAGUACAUUCCACAUGAAUCGCAAUGCCAAUUUCUACCCAAAUCCAGCUGCUACGGUCAAUGUGGUUGUGGCCAAUCUGGAAGGGGAAACAUUUGAGUGGCUAAACAAGCAAGCACCUGAACUGGGGGAUCUCCAUCUCUUCCUCCUUGGAUUAAGAGCCAGGUUCAAGGACCCAUCCAUAGCCCUCAAAGUGGAGAAACAAAUUCAUAAGAUAAACCAAGAUGGUAGACCUGCGUUGGAAUACAUACGAGAGUUUUGCAAGGUAGCAGGGUCCCCCAGCAGUGCAAAAUCGGACGUGGAAUAUGGAGCUUGUCUUCCACAUGUCCAUGGCAAACUGGAAGUCGAAAAGUUAAGUUUUUGUUACAUCUGUGAAAACAAUGUACUGGGGCUGGAAAAAGCUUCAGAAGUUGAAAGUGAUGAGCAGAAUGCUUUGGCUUUGGCAUUUGCUGUAAAUACCAUCAAUGAAGCUCCAACAAUUUUGCCAAAUGUCACACUGGGCCUGUACAUCUAUGACACCUACUAUGAUGAUCGGAUGACCUAUUACAGUCUUCUCAAUUUGCUCUUCAAAUUGUGCAGUUUUGUUCCAAACUAUGAAUGUGGAGCCCCCAAAAAUGUAAUUUCUGUAAUUGGAGGUCUUGGAUCUGACACCUCUUUUCACAUGGCAGAUGUUUUAGGACUCUACAAGAUUCCACAGCUCACCUAUGGAUCAUUUGCUCCAGAAGAAAUUUUAACAACUGAAGUUCCGAAAUUUUAUCGCAUGGUCCCAAAUGAUAAAAACCAGUACAUGGGAAUUAUCCAUUUGCUUCUACAUUUUGGCUGGACAUGGGUAGGUCUUUUGACAGGAGGUGAUGACAGUGGAAAAUAUUUCUUAAAAACCAUAGAAGCCUUGUUUUUGGAGAAAGGAAUCUGUACCGCUUUCAUACAGUUGUUCCCAUAUCAAGGUCGUGUCUUUUCUCACAAUGACAUGGGUAAAUUUAGAAAUAUCCACGUGGAUCAGAGGGCCAAAGCCCUUGUUAUCUAUGGAGAUACUCUGACUUUUUUGUGGUUACUCACCUAUGAUGCAUUUCUUGUGUCUGAAAACACGUAUAUUGGGAAGGUCUGGAUCAUGACAGCCCAGAUGGAAUUUGCAGUAACGGGCGUAACCAGACGGAUGGAUUUUCAAAUGUUCCAAGGUGCUAUAUCCUUUGCAAUUCAUUCCAAAGAACUUCAAGAAUUCCAGAGGUAUCUUCAGAAGAAAAACCCAUAUCAGCCUGAAGGUGAUGGUUUUCUCCAGUUGUUCUGGGAACAUGUUUUUGAAUGUUCAUUUCCAAAUACUGAAGAGCCAUUGGAGCAAGAGGAACUAUGUACUGGGAAGGAGAACCUGGAUAAGCCUCCUCGGUCUGUUUUUGAAGUGAGAAUGAAUGGCCACAGCUAUAGUAUCUACAAUGCUGUCUAUGUGGUAGCUCAUGCUCUCCAUGCUAUGCGCUCAUCAAAGAUCAAACACAGAGUAAGAACAGGGGAACAAAGUCUUGAGUUUGAAAACCUGCAAUCUUGGCAGUUACAUGCAUUUCUUCGUGACAUUUCAUUCAACAAUUCAGCUGGAGAGAACAUGCAUUUUAAUGAAAAAGGAGAAAUUGUUUCUGGUUUGGAUAUAAUGCACACAAGGUUAUUUUCAAACAACUCCUUCAAAAAAGUUAGAAUUGGACAGGUAAAACCAACAGCUUUUGAAGGAAAACAAUUCUUUAUACAUGAUGAAAUUAUUGAGUGGCCUAAAACCUUUAACCAGGUAUGUCCUAUUUCUGUGUGCAGUGAUUCGUGCCAGCCAGGAUUUCAGAAACAAAAGAAGGAAGGGGAACAAUUUUGUUGCUAUGAUUGCUUACCAUGUCCAAAAGGAAAGAUCUCCAACAAGACAGACAUGGAUGAAUGUAUGCAGUGCCGAGAUGAUCAGUAUCAAAGCCAGAGCAAUGACAGCUGUUUCCCCAAAAUAAUAACCUUUCUUUCCUAUGAAGAACCAUUAGGAAUGGGUUUAGUCUCAAUUGUCCUUUGUUUUUCACUGGUCACAGGCUUGGUGUUGAUUACUUUUAUUAAGCACAGUGAUACAGCCAUAGUCAAAGCCAAUAACCGAGAACUCACCUAUAUUCUUCUUUCCUCUCUCCUGCUCUGCUUCCUCUGCUCUCUUUUAUUCCUUGGCCAUCCCCACAAAGUCACUUGCCUCAUUCGUCAUGUUGCUUUUGGUAUCAUCUUUACUGUAGCAGUUUCUUGUGUGUUGGCCAAAACAAGCACUGUGGUUCUUGCUUUCAUGGCCACUAAACCAGGAUCCAAUGUGAGGAGGUGGGUGGGAAAAAGUCUGGCCAACACCAUUAUCCUUUUCUGCUCUCUCAUUCAAGCUAACAUUUGCACUGUAUGGCUUGCCAUUGCUCCUCCAUACCCCAGGUUGGACAUGAAAUCCCUGCCAAGCGAGAUGAUAGCAGAAUGCAAUGAAGGCUCUACCUUUAUGUUUUACUUUGUCUUAGGCUACAUGGGACUUCUGUCCAUCAUCAGCUUCAUAGUGGCUUUCUUAGCUAGAAAUCUGCCAGAUGCUUUCAAUGAAGCCAAAUUCAUCACUUUUAGCAUGCUCAUGUUUUGCAGUGUUUGGCUAACUUUUAUCCCAACUUAUUUGAGCAGUAAAGGCAAAUAUAUGGUAGCUGUGGAGAUCUUUUCCAUUUUGGCCUCUGGGGCUGCACUGCUUGCCUGUAUCUUUUUUCCAAAAGUUUAUAUUAUCCUGCUGAGACCUGAGCUGAAUACUAAGGAGGGAUUGAUAAGGACAAAUAAUAAACAAAUGAAAUUGCAUACUCUUAUAUAA